AGUGGCCGAGAGGACCCCGGAAACGCGCCUCGCGUGUCGGCAGCGCGCUGCAGCUUCCAGGAAGCGGAACGAAUGAAGUUCAUUUCUCACAGCUGGUGAUGGCGGAUGCUGUCGAAUUAGAGACCAUGAAGAAUUAUAACAUAGCGUUUGAGAGGAUAGACCCGAGCAUAAGCCGCUAUCCCUACUGUAUUGUAUGGACGCCAAUCCCCGUGUUAUCAUGGCUUUUUCCAUUCAUUGGCCAUAUGGGCAUCUGCACUUCCACUGGAGUGAUCCGUGAUUUUGCAGGGCCAUACUUUGUCUCAGAAGACAACAUGGCGUUUGGAAGACCAACAAAGUACUGGAUGUUAGAUGUAAGUAAAGUGCAUGCCAGUAGUGGAUCUAACGCCUGGGACACAGCAGUUCACAAUGCAUCAGAAGAGUAUAAACAGAGAAUGCACAACCUUUGUUGUGACAAUUGUCACUCGCAUGUUGCCAUGGCACUGAACUUGAUGCGCUAUGACAACAGCACCUCGUGGAAUAUGGUCAACCUCUGCCUGCUGUCACUCAUUCACGGCAAACACGUCAGUUGCGUUGGUUUGCUGAAGACCUGGCUUCCUUUCUGCAUCUUAACCAGUGUCAUCCUGGCCGUCGCCCUGUCUCUAAACCUGCGAUGACCGAUCCGGAUCAGAUAGAGGUGCGGCGGCUCAGGGUGAGUGUCCGGCACCCAUCGGGGACACAUAUCUUCAGCUUAAGGGGGACUCGUACGAACGUCAACUUCAAGUCCGGCUCUUCAGAAGCUACACGUCAAACAUCAAAUGCUAGACCUCUUUGUCGUAGGGUAGAGACUGCACACACACACACACACACACACCAUGGCUUCAACGUCUUGUGGUGAUGUAAGAAACGCUCCUCUUCCAAAGGCAUGACUUUAGUGUCUCUCGUGAGGGUUAUGGUGCUCAUUCAUCGUUUGGGGAGAUUCUGAUCUCCAAACUAUAACUAUAAACCUGUGUUUAGGACAAGUAACACUACUUAUAUUGUCUUCUAUUUUGAAUAUAACUUGAAUAUUUCUGAGGAUGAUAUGCUCUUUCUUUAUUGCAGAAUCAGUGCAUUAUAUUUUGAGAUAUACUGGAAGAUGGAUUUCCCUUCUCACCAUGUACAUUGAAAAAAAUUAUAUGCUUUAUCUAAUCAAUAAAAUUGUGGCAACAGAUUACAAGCAAUAUUAUUAAUUAAAAUUUGUACAAAUUUUAAUUAAUUUGAACAAAUUAGAAUUGAGUAACAGUUAAUCAAAUUAAUAUUCUAUUUAAUAAAUAAUAUUGCUUGUAUUCUGUUGCCACCGUUUUAUUGGUUAGAUAAAGUAUAUUCAUUUUUACAGUGUAUAUGAAAGCUUAUUUUAAUUAUUGUUUUUAUUUAAGAACACACUUUGUCGUUUUAUUAGCAAGGCUAACCAUCAACAAAUAUAGCUUUUGUUUUUAAUAUUGUAGAUUGGCAUGCUUUAAAGUGUUGUUGUUUUUUUUUGUGCACAUAUGCACAUACAAAAUUUGAUAAUUAAUGCAUAAGCAAAGUCUUGUAUUCAUUAUAGAUUUAAAGCAUUAUUUGCACCAAACUAUUGUUACCAGCUAUAUAUUACAUUUUCCAGUUAUUAUAUUCCUAUUUGUGACAUUCCUAAGGGAAAAUGUAGGCUGGGAAUUGACUUUAUCCACUGGGAAUUGAUGUUCCAUAGCAGAUUGAAUGCAACAGGUUGGCAUUGGUGACUUUAGCUUAAAAUGGCCGUUGAUUUAGUCGGUUAAUUUGAGGAAUUGCUACAAAGACAGACAUUUAUGCCCGGUUUCACAGACAUGGCAUUGAUAAAUCCAGGAUUAGGCCGUAGUUCAAUCAGGGCAGCUUUUUAAAAUGUGCCUUAAAAAAAAGAAAAAAGAAACAUUAUUGGUGUGCAUCCUGAGACAAUGUAAUAGCUCUGACGUAUUUUAAUAUAUCUCAGUGCAAGUUUAUUUCAGUUAAAACAGCUCAGUGCAUUAUAGUUUGGGACUAGGCUUAAGCCGUGUCUGUGAAACCAGGGGUUAUUUUUCUACAGGCGAUCCUAAAGGAAAAUAAUUGAGGUUAUCAUUUGUUGCUAAGUCUUUGUUGUCCUGAGAAUUGACAUUAAUUGCAGCAGGUUUGGAUGUUCUGUUUGAAAGCUUUACUCUUUCAAUCAUGAAACUUUUAAUGUUUUCAAAUUUUGUUUUUAAAAGAAAUAUCAAAGGGUAUAAUGGCAUAGUGUUAUGCCUAGUCUAACAAUCAUUUCACACACACACAUAUCUUCAUAAAUAAACACACACAAACACACACUUAUAUAUAUAUAUAUAUAUAUACCUGCGUGUAUGUGUGUCAUUAUUUCGCCCCAAGAUCGAAAUAAUUUUUGUUCAAAGUAAAUGAAGCCUAUUUUUAUAUUAUCUUGAGAAUGUUUUUUUUUUCAUGGCAAAUAAGCACAUUUCCUACAUGACAAAAACUAAUAUGAUAUUAUUGUAUAUGAAGACUUACCACGUUAAAUCUACACUCAAAAAAGUGAACUAGGAAGGUUGUGCACUUUAUUUAGUUUACUUAUAAUAAUUGUGUUUUUUGACUUGAAAUGUUUUUUCUAUUAAGGUGUAUGUAAUUAUGUCUCAACUUAAAAGUACAAAAUCCUAACGCGUUGUCUAAACACAAACCAUUUAUGUUGAGUAAAAAAUUCGUACAUCCAGAGGGUGGCAGUAUAGAGCGAGACAACUGACACUUUACCCGAACUUAAUUUGAUUGUGUUCAAUCUGCUUAAAUAUACGUACAACUGAAGUUUACUUAAUCCGUUUGUGUUGGAU
Molecule: messenger RNA, 2810 nt
Organism: Pimephales promelas (fathead minnow)
Lineage: Eukaryota; Metazoa; Chordata; Actinopteri; Cypriniformes; Leuciscidae
Source: RefSeq, a predicted model, not a curated record